AUGGAAAAUCGAUGCUUGUAUGCAUAUAAGAAAAAGUUCGGUGUGAGUUAUCCUGAACAUUUGGAUGACGAACAGUUCGAACCUUUGAAUAAUGUUAUGUUAAAUAUGAUGGAACAGAAAAAUUUUGUUAUAGAAAUAAAAGAUUUAGAAGAAGAUGCUAAGAAAUAUUUAAUUGAUGAGAAGGGUGAUAUAAAAAAUAAAGAAAAGAUUAGUUUAAUAAAUACAUAUUAUAGUGAUAGGGAAAGGAUGUUAUUUUGCUUGUUAUCAUCCUUAAUAGAAAAAAAAGAAUAUUCUUUUGAAGGAUAUAUUAUAUGUAGUUAUGUUAUAAAAAUGAAUUCUUCUUAUUAUAGUGCAUGGGUGUACAGAAGAAAAUGUUUAAAGAAAUUAAAUUUAAAUCUAUUGAAUGAUUUAAAAUUUACAAAAUACAUUAUAAGUGAUAAUAUUAAAAGUUUUCAGAGCUGGUUCCAUAGAAGAUGGCUAAUCGAGUAUAUAUAUAAAAUGAAUUAUAGAAAAAAAAAUAACCAAAGAAAUAAUGAAUGUAAUUAUAAUAUCUAUAUUGAGGAGGGGAAAAAUAUAGAUAAUAAAAAUGAAAAUUUAAAUGAAUAUAAUAUAGAUAUGGAAAAUAAUUAUAUAUCUUCAUUCGAUGAUGAAAAGAAUUUUAUAAGUUCAGAAGAAGAAAUGAACAGUAAUAGUUCAUAUAAUAUACAUGAUAAUUUUUAUAAUGAUGAUGAUGGUUUUAUAAGUAAUUGUGAUGAUACGGAUUUUGAAGAAGGACAAGAAAAUAAUAGAAAUAAUAUAUAUAUUUAUGAAGAAUUAGGAAAUAUUAUUAAUAAUAAUAUAUUCUUUAAAAAUUCUUUAUUACCAAAUGAAAUAAUUAAUAUAGAUAAUUUUUUAUAUGAAGAAUUAUUAUAUAAUAAUUGUGAUAUAUUUAUUGAUAUGAAAAAUUAUAAUUCUUGGGCUACUAAAACAUGGCUUAUAGAUAAAUUUAAUAUUUUACAAAAUGAAUAUAUAUGUAAAAAACAUAAUAUUAUAUUACAUGAAUUUUGUUUUAUUAAUUAUUUAUUAACUAUUGAUAUAUAUAAUAAUUCAUUGUGGGUAUAUAGAUAUUUUAUACUUAACAAAUUAAGUUAUUUUCAUGAUUUAGCAAAAAUGCAGAAAGAAAUUUAUUUCUGUUUUACAUAUGCAAAUCAAUUUUAUGAUAACCAAGCUAUUUUUAAUUAUUUCAUUCAUAUGGUUUUUUUAUAUAUUAAGUUAUAUCAAAAUGCCAGCCAAAUAAAACAAAAAAAUACAGAAUUAAAUAUACAAUGUGAGAAAAAAGAAGAAACAUAUAAACAUGACGAGAGAAAUAUUUUCCAAAUUCCUCUUGUUAACUACAUUAAAAAUGAACUAAUAAAAAUUCAGCACAAAUCAAAAUUUGUUCUAGUCUUCCUUUCACAACUUUAUUCUUACAACGGAUCUUAUGAUGAUGAAAUAGAGUGUUAUAGGUAUCUACAAAAGUAUGACGAUUUUAACGAACAUGUGUGGAAAGAUAGAAUAGAAUGUGUUCAAAAAAGGUUAAAAAUAUGA
Plasmodium falciparum 3D7 is the source of this 1566-nucleotide messenger RNA. Its product is annotated as protein farnesyltransferase subunit alpha. NCBI's taxonomy places the organism in Eukaryota, Apicomplexa, Aconoidasida, Haemosporida, Plasmodiidae. Gene Ontology annotation, molecular function: protein farnesyltransferase activity; transferase activity; prenyltransferase activity. The record is from RefSeq and is a predicted model, not a curated record.